This is a messenger RNA of Spea bombifrons (plains spadefoot toad), 2738 nucleotides long. RefSeq names its product homeobox A3 (gene HOXA3). Lineage: Eukaryota; Metazoa; Chordata; Amphibia; Anura; Pelobatidae. Gene Ontology annotation, molecular function: DNA-binding transcription factor activity, RNA polymerase II-specific; RNA polymerase II cis-regulatory region sequence-specific DNA binding. Gene Ontology annotation, biological process: regulation of transcription by RNA polymerase II. The transcript is spliced from 4 exons. Bases 609 to 1829 code for a protein of 406 amino acids. Gene Ontology annotation, cellular component: nucleus. The record is from RefSeq and is a predicted model, not a curated record.
UCUGCUCAGUCCUGCUUCGGAUCUCUCUGGCUCCUUACCCCAGCCCAUUUGUUCUUUGUAAGGCAAUAAGGAGAAGCACAUAUGGAGGUCCGGUUCAAGCAGCCUCCUCACACUCAGGAUCAAGGUGGCGAUUUUCGGUCCUUCCCUUGGAAGGUGUGGCAUUUUGGAUUCAAAGCAGAGGGGUGGCAGAUUUUCAACUUGCAGCCUGGCUAAUUUCCUGCUUCUUCUGGCACCAAAAGGAGCUGGAUUCCUGUCCUGUGCAACCAAGGCGACAGCUGUCAAAGUGGCAAGGAUUCCUGCGAGCCGGUCCCUUAAGAAAUUCUGGAGGAUUUCCUUUGGAUAACAAAGUCUGUGGAGGAGGGCUGAAAUUUCUUCGAAAAUGCAGUGGAUUGUGAUGAGUGACCAUUUUAUAAACCAAUUAACCAUGAUCAUACUACAAAUUGAUGCUGGAUAGAAAAAAGAAAUCACCAGACUGCCUACAUUCUCAUAAGGUCUGACCGGAGAGCCCAUUGGAGGAGAAAGGCCACGUGACACAGGGGUGCCAAUGUUAUUCUUUACGGGUGUCAAGACCCUGUCAGUUUGUGAAAUAAAUAUUGGGAAACAACGAAAUGCAAAAAGCGACCUACUACGACAGCUCUGCAAUCUAUGCUGGAUACCCCUACCAAGGAGCAAAUGGUUUCACUUAUAAUGCAAGUCAGCAGCAAUAUCCUCCUUCCUCAUCACUGCUGGAAACAGAGUAUCAUCGACCUGCUUGCUCCUUGCAGUCACCUGGCAGUACAGUGCCACAUCACAAGGCCAAUGACAUAAACGAGACUUGUAUGAGAAGCAUUGACAGUCAAUCAAACCAAGCCCCGGUCAUCUCAGAGCAGCAGCAGCAGCCCACACCACAAGGGCCUCCUCCCUCUGUGUCACCACCUCAAAAUGCCAGUAAUGCAGCCACAGCUUCAACCACCAAGGCCACAAACAUCACUUCACCUACCAUGUCAAAGCAGAUUUUCCCAUGGAUGAAAGAAUCUCGACAAAACACAAAACAGAAAACGGGAAGCUCUAGCUCAGGUGAGAGCUGUGCUGGAGACAAAAGCCCUCCGGGGCAAUCCUCUUCUAAGAGGGCCCGCACCGCCUAUACCAGCGCUCAGCUAGUAGAACUGGAAAAGGAGUUCCAUUUUAACAGAUACCUGUGCAGGCCCAGAAGGGUGGAAAUGGCCAACUUACUUAACCUUACAGAGAGGCAAAUCAAAAUCUGGUUCCAGAACAGACGCAUGAAAUAUAAAAAGGAUCAAAAAGGGAAAGCUAUGAUGACCUCUUCAGGAGGGCAGUCACCUUGCAGGAGUCCUAUACCCCAACCGUCUAUUGGAGGCUACCUAAGCUCUAUGCAUUCAUUGGUGAACAGUGUCCCCUAUGAGCCUCAGUCUCCUCCAUCGUUUAAUAAACCCCAUCCAAAUGCCUAUGGUGUGCCUGCACCUUACCCAAGCCCCCAUAACAGCUGUCCUCCCCAUCAGAAGAGGUACACAGGAACUGCUGCUGUCACUCCUGAAUAUGAUGCCCAUCCGUUCCAAAACAGCAGUGGUUAUGGAAAUCCUCAUGUACAGGGAAGCCCCGUCUAUGUAGGGGGCAAUUAUGUGGAUACCAUGACCAAUACUGGAUCUUCCAUGUUUGGCCUCUCUCAACUUUCCCACUCAUCUUCUAACACGGACUACAGUGGACCUGGACCAAUGAAUAGCAGCCACCAUCAUGGACCAUGUGACUCACAUCCAACCUACACAGACCUAUCUUCUCACCAUAGUUCUCAGGGAAGAAUCCAGGAAGCACCCAAGCUGACACACUUGUAAUUAUAUUGGGAAAUUAGAUAACCUUUUUUUCUACCUUCAAUUAAUUUCUUUAUUUUAUACUCAUCCCCUUUUUUUAUUUUAAGCAAUAUUCAUUGCUGAACAUGCUCUCUAUGGUGCAUAGUAUAUUUUGUCCCCAUGAACUCCACUUGGAAAUAUUUUCUUUUGCAUUUUAUCACUUUUAUCAAACAGGGUAUAUGAUCAUAUUUUAUAUGAACACAAUCGUCUUGAAUGUGAAUUUGCUCCUAUACUUCUUAUCCCACAGGGAACGGAUUUAAAUUAUUGCACUUCCUUUAUCUCACUAAAUGUCAGGCUAGCGAUCAGUGCAUUACAAACCCAUUGUAGUGUACUAGUCAUCCGUCUGGCGCUCAGUGGGUUAAAUUGCUUGACAAAUAGCAAAAUGCGCUUUGGACAGGGUCAUUCUGGAUCAUAAUUAUACUUGUAAGUCAUUUAAUGUGUGUAUACUGGUACAUUUACUCCGGUUAAUUUAUUGUUUCUUUUUUUUCUGCAAGCAAAAAAUAUCGAAGUGUUUACAUAUUAUUUAUCCCACAUUUCAUAUUUAUAAACACUAUAUACCCUUACUAUUCAGGUCGUGGUACUUGGCCUUCUGUUUGAUGGCAUCAUUACAUAGGGAUUCUUGUUUGAAUUUUUUUUUCUUUAUAAAUGCAAUAAAAUCGGAGAAAAAAAACUUAAGAUAGACAAUUAGCAUAUUUGUUUGUAAAUUUUAUUAAUGAUAGAUUCCAUAUUUUUGGAUUAAAAACAUGAAAACAAUAAAACAUGCAUAAAAUAAUGCAACCUGCAUUCAUCACAUACAGGGAAAUGAUAGGUUUAAGGUGACUGAGUUUAUUCAUUGUACGUUUUUUGCCCUUUUUUGUUAUAGUUAAGCAGAGUAAAAUUACUGUUGUUGGGGGA